Molecule: messenger RNA, 993 nt
Organism: Desarmillaria tabescens
Lineage: Eukaryota; Fungi; Basidiomycota; Agaricomycetes; Agaricales; Physalacriaceae
Exons: 6
Coding region: 1-993 (330 amino acids)
Source: RefSeq, a predicted model, not a curated record
AUGCCCCAGAACGAUCCCGAUUUUUCAUCUAUCAAAAUAAUUGCGACACAGUACUCUGAUUCAUUUUUCAAUGAAGUGAUCAUUGAGUCUCUAACCCACGGCAUGUAUGCGGCGUUGCUUUCUAUUGUACUGUGGCAAAUUCUGUCGAGCGCAACUAUCUAUAGGCGGCAAGUGAAGAUCCUCGCUGGGGUCUCAGUGUUCAUGUACAUCCUGGCGAUAAUGCACCUUGCCAUGUUUUGGUUCUAUGCUAGAUGGACAUUCAUAACAAAAGGAGAGACAGAAGAAAAGAGGUACUUCACCUUCAUGAACUAUAUAGCCUCUGGCCACCUUAUAUGGGCCGUGAUGAUCUGCAAUAUCGUGGAAAGCACCAAUAUAUUGGUUGCGGAUUGUGUUAUCAUUUGGAGGUGCUGGAUUAUCUGGGAAAAGAACUGGAGGAUCAUCGUCCUUCCUUGCAUAUGCACAUUAUGCGGACUGAUCUUUGGGAUUUUAGUCAUCCUUCAGCAGCUGGUAUCUUCGAACAAUUUGCAGAAAAAUCUUUCAAAGGGAAACUGGGCAAUGGCGUAUUAUGUUAUGGCACUGCCCACAACAGCCAUGUGUACUGCGCUUAUCGUGUACCGGCUGACUAAGGUCAGCAAGACUAGGAAUUCUCCACACUUCACGCCAAACCCAUAUCACCAUGUCAUAGAGAUGCUGGUGGAAUCAUCAGGUUUGUAUGUGGUUGUACUGGCGGUCUUCAUUGUGUUCGAAGCGAUGAAUAGUCCAUAUAGUAAUUAUCCAGCAGCAGUACUUCAGUCGGCCAUUGGAAUUGCCCCGGCAUUAAUACUCCUUCGUGUUGUGUCCAGGAACACCACCAGUACAGGUCCGCCUAGCGAUAAUAUGCAUUCGCGCCCUUUCAAGCGCCUAGUGAGAUUGCAAACGGGAGGCAGUGAAAGGGGCACUGGUUAUAAUGAUGUGAUGAUCAUUGGUCCAGAAAAGACGGUCCAGGUGAUAUGA